AUGGCGUUGAUUGAUCUUGGACCGCUUACGGAAUCAUCGCACACCCGAUAUGCGAUUCAUUUAUCAAAUGGGAAACGACUCGUCUUAUUCCGCUUGCCCAGGAUCGCGUCAUCGGAGUCGCGACCAAUGGCCCCCAACGAGACGGAAGAUGGCUGGAUCUACUAUGCCAUGGAGGCGGAAUGCCCUCAUGCCGGCGGGCCCAUGACAGAAGCUCAUGUAGACAUCGAAGAUUCGGCCUACGUCGCUUCAUGCCCAUGGCAUGCAUAUGACUUCAACGUAGAGACUGGAGAGUCCAGUUACGGCAUCAAGACAUGUACCUUCCCGGUCAUUGUGCAGCAUGGCAAAGUCAGCCUGAAGAUAGCCACCAAAGAGAACGUGGAACUCUCCAGGCUGGAGCCCGUGAGCGACCAGGUCAAGUUCAAGCACGGCCCAAGAGAGACCGCCGCAGAGUCUCCGGUGUACCUGGACGACAAUGCCACCAUGUGUGAAUGGUGUGUGCACAUCUUGAAGACCUCUAACCCCGAGCAUAAGAUUGAACUCACUACUCAUCUGUUUUCCCUAUUCGCUACCAAAGAGCAGUCACCGUCACCCAUGAGACUGGGAAUCGGUGUCAUAGCACCCGAUGAACCUGUACGGGAAGAGCAGAGCAAAGUCGAGCCGUGGCAGAUACCAAAAGCUGGCAAAGGUGGCACCCUCAAGAGCAGAAUUGCAAUGCUCCAUGCUCUAGCCAAUAUCGAGCAGUGGGCAAUCGAUCUCGCAAUUGAUAUAUGCGUGAGAUUCGCAACCUUUCAUACCAUGGCACCCUCGCAGGAUUUGUCCCGGGAGCUGCCGCGGACAUUUUAUUAUGACUGGCUAAAAGUAGCCAACGACGAAGCGAAGCACUUCUCCCUCCUCCGUGCUCGACUCGAAGAGUUGGGCAGCCACUUCGGAGCUCUUCCAGUCCACCAUGGCCUUUGGGAGUCGGCAGCAAUGACUGCUCACGAUCUUCGGGCGAGGAUAUCCAUUAUUGCUCUGGUCCACGAAGCGCGGGGUCUUGACGUGAAUCCCAUGACGAUAGAGAAGUUUCGCAAGGCCAAUGAUAUGGAAAGCGUCGAUUCCCUGAAUGUCAUCCACAACGACGAGAUCACACAUGUGACGACCGGUCAUCGAUGGCUGACCUGGAUAUGCGAACAAGAACAUACCGAUCCGGUUCACGUCUUUCGGAGCAAUGUCCAAAGGUAUUUCAAGGGUGCUGUUAAGGGACCAUUCAACGCGGAAGCGAGAGCGCAAGCUGGGAUGGACAAACGGUAUUAUGAGGGCCUCGGCGGACAUUCAUCGAAAGCAAAUAUCAUCGCGGGUGGUUGA
This is a messenger RNA of Pseudomassariella vexata, 1344 nucleotides long. Its product is annotated as Rieske [2Fe-2S] domain protein. The transcript has a single exon. The record is from RefSeq and is a predicted model, not a curated record. Lineage: Eukaryota; Fungi; Ascomycota; Sordariomycetes; Amphisphaeriales; Pseudomassariaceae. Bases 1 to 1344 code for a protein of 447 amino acids. Gene Ontology annotation, molecular function: 2 iron, 2 sulfur cluster binding.